GUUUAAGUAUACGAACAGCUAAUUGCGGGAUUACAGUUGUUAACGCUGCACAUCUAUGUCUCGCUCAUCAAAAGAAGAUUGGGUUUGUAGUAAUCCGAAAUGUAAAAAUGUGAAUUUUGCUAAAAGGGACAAGUGCAACCGCUGUGACAAGCCUAGGAAAUUUGUGGCCCCAGGUAAUGCUGGUUUAGAGGUCGGGAAACAACUAGCCGAAAAAAGCAAAGGUCUUUUCAGUCCAGAUGAUUGGAUUUGUAAGACAUGUGGAAAUAUCAACUGGGCACGUCGAAGUACUUGCAACGUGUGCAACGGAUCGAAGAUCGACGUACAAGGAGAAAGAACAGGUUAUGGUGGAGGGUUUAUGGAGCGCGAUGAGGUAGUUGAAUACAGAGAACGCAGAGACUCAGAUGAUGAGUUUGAUGAAUUCGGUCGUAAAAAGAAAAGUUUCCGGAAAAAUCAAAAUGAACAACCCAGUAACCAUGACCCGUCUAAUUUUGGUAACAAUUCUGUUACACGAGUUCGUGAUAAAGAUGAUGAGGACGAAAAUGGCAAUAAUAAAGGUGAUGAUAGUGAGGAUGAAGAUUCUGGCGAUGAUGCUGAUCUCUCAAAGUAUGAUAUUUGGGGAGCAGAAAACAACGACUCGGGUGAUGAGUUAUCAAAUCAAUUAGAACCUGCAUCUCCACAAAAAGCUGCAAAAAACAAAUCACGAAGUCAUAGUCACUCAUCUUCCUCGGAUUCAGACUCUGAUUCUUCUUCAUCUUCUAGCCAGACCUCACACUCUGACUCAUCAUCAAGUUCCCACAGUGAAGCAUCUUCCAAACCCGAAAGUCAAUCGAAUAGCAAAAGAUCUCAUCCUAACAACGGAAAUGCAGACAAUGAUAGUGACAGCUCAACUCAUGUAAACCACAAACGAAAAAAACAAUAAUGGACAACAGCAAUACGAUCGGUUGGUGUUCGGUACAGAGAGCAGUGCCAAUCUCUAAUAUAAUCUCGACGCUCCGUGUCGCUUAAUAUGAUAGCUACUCCUGUAAAACAACACUUAUUCAGGACAGUACUUUUUUCUAUCUCCUUUUCCUACGAAAUAAUGAAAUUGCAAUAUAAAGAUGUCAUUGUACAUUGUUCAUUCUUUUAUAUGUAAUCUUCAAUGUCAUCUUCACCUUUUUGCAAUUCUAUCCCCGUUUUUGUAUAUGUGUAUGCAGUUAUGUCAUUAGGAUUUAUUUCCUGUCUUUCUCUUAAAAUAAUGAUUAUUUUUAAAGGAUCUUAAUAUAAUUCUCCUGUUGUCUUGUUAUCAUAACUAUUCGUAACAUUAGUUAAUUUGCAUCCAUUCUACUUACGUGUAUAUGUACAGUGUUCAUAUUGUGCUUACUAAAUAUAUAACAUCUUUUAUUG
This is a messenger RNA of Schistosoma rodhaini, 1383 nucleotides long. Lineage: Eukaryota; Metazoa; Platyhelminthes; Trematoda; Strigeidida; Schistosomatidae. The record is from the annotation of a GenBank genome assembly.